AUGGGAAAAAAAGAUGUUGUAUAUUAUUUUCAUCCAGAUGUUGGUAAAUUUCAUUAUGGUGAAAAACAUCCAAUGAAACCACAAAGAUUAUCAGCAAUGCACUCAUUAGUAUUAAAUUAUGGGUUAGAUAAGUAUAUGACCGUCAUGGAGCCAGCACCAUGUAGUGCUAUUGAUAUGCAAGCAUUUCACUCAAAAGAAUAUAUAGAUUUCCUUCAAAAUGCUACACCAUAUAAUAAGGAGAAGUAUGCUGAUGUUAUGAAAAAUUUUUUAUUUAUUGAAGAUUGCCCCAUUUUUGAAGGGAUGUUUGAUUUUUUUUCUAUUUGUGCUGGUGGUUCAUUGGAGGGAGCCCAAAGAAUAAAUAGAAAGGAGACAGAUAUUGUUGUUAAUUUUUCUGGUGGUCUUCAUCAUGCAAAAAAAUCUGAAGCUUCCGGUUUUUGUUAUGUUAAUGAUAUUGUUCUUGCUAUUUUAGAAUUAUUAAAAAGACAUGCUAGAGUUUUAUAUUGUGAUAUUGACAUACAUACGUCAGAUGCAUUACAUGAAGCAUUCUAUUUAACAGAUAGAGUUAUGACAGUAUCAUUUCAUCGGUAUGGUAAUAUGUUUUUUCCGGGAACUGGUGAUAUGUGGGAAAUAGGUAUGGAUAGGGGAAGAUAUUAUACAGUUAAUGUACCAUUAAGAGAAGGUAUUGAAGAUGAGGCAUAUUUAUCUAUAUUUAAACCAAUAAUGACAAAAGUUAUGGAAUGUUAUAAACCAGAAGCUGUCGUCUUACAAUGUGGUGCUGAUUCAUUAGGAAUGGAUAGAUUAGGAUGUUUCAACUUAAGUAUAGAUGGUCAUGGUGAAUGUGUAAAAUUUAUUAAAAGUUUUGGUCUUCCUAUGAUUGUUUUAGGUGGUGGUGGUUAUACACCAAGGAAUGUUGCAAGAGCCUGGUGUAAUGAAACAGCUAUAUGUAUUGACAAAGAUGACAUACUACCGGCUGAGAUUCCUGAUGAAUGUGAGUUUAAAGAGAUGUUUGGUCCAGAUUAUUUAUUAAAACCAAAGUUAGAUAAAAGAUAUGAAGAUGCUAAUACACAAGAAUACCUUAAUGCUUUAAAGGAUUUAAUAUUUGAAAACCUUGAUAUGUUAAAAGGUGCCCCAGCUGUACAAAUGCAACCAAUUCCAGAUGAUUUUUUUGAUUGGGAUAAAGUGAAAUAUAAAGAUGAAAUUAAACAGGAGAUGUAUGAAGAAGACAGGAAAAUGAGGGAUCGUGAUCCUGAUUAA
Strongyloides ratti is the source of this 1254-nucleotide messenger RNA. RefSeq names its product Histone deacetylase 3. The transcript is spliced from 2 exons. Gene Ontology annotation, molecular function: histone deacetylase activity. The record is from RefSeq and is a predicted model, not a curated record. Bases 1 to 1254 code for a protein of 417 amino acids. NCBI's taxonomy places the organism in Eukaryota, Metazoa, Nematoda, Chromadorea, Rhabditida, Strongyloididae.